Aspergillus niger is the source of this 939-nucleotide messenger RNA. RefSeq lists its product as uncharacterized. The transcript has a single exon. The record is from RefSeq and is a predicted model, not a curated record. Lineage: Eukaryota; Fungi; Ascomycota; Eurotiomycetes; Eurotiales; Aspergillaceae. Bases 1 to 939 code for a protein of 312 amino acids.
AUGACAGGAACAAUUUUUAAACUAUGCGCAGUUGAUGCACAGACGACUUCAGUUGACGAGGUUGUGAAAAUGAUGAAGUACCACGGGGUUGUUAUUAUUCGCGGAUUGAUUUGUGAGGAAGUCUUGGAAAAAGUCGACAACGACAUUAAACCUCAUUUCCGGGACGGCUGCGACAAUCCGCUCUUUCACCAAAAAACCCGAAUUGUGUCCUCGUUACCCAGAAAAUCCCCCGCAUUCGUGGAGUUUAUCGUCUGCAACCCAUUCUGGAUGGAGGUGUGCGAUGCCCUUCUCACCUCUCACCACCAGGCUUGGAUGGGCGACCAAAAUUAUACGUUCGACUCAAGCCCCAUCUACAAUUCGUCCGCGGCAUUCUCUACACUGCCUGGAAAUGAUGCACAGCUGUUACACCGUGAUGAUAUGAAUAAUCAUGCGAAACGAGCAGCCAUCACCCCGGAAGAAUACACCACCGGACGGGACGUAAUCAUCACGACGUUCUUCGCCAGCACGCGCACGAAAAAGGAGAAUGGGGCCACUCGGUUCAUCCCGGGGCCUCAUCUGCAAGAUACCAUGGAGAGGCCAGAUGAGAGUCAAGCGGUAUAUGUUGAAUUGGAACGGGGUGAUGUCUUCAUGAUGCUGGGGAGUUGCUACCAUGCCGCAUCGGCCAACGUAACGGAGCAUGAAGAACGCGUCUUGUACACUGUCUUUACGACUAACCCGCGAUACCGCCAGUUUGAGAACAUCUUCUUGUCACUUCCUCUCGAUAAGCUGCGCAAAUUUCCCCCUCGCAUACAGAAACGGCUGGGAUUCUGUUCCGGCAAUCCUAUAUCUAUCUGGCUCGGCCUCCGAGAUAUGCGGAUGGUUCUCGGCCUUCCCGAGCCAAGCACUAUGCAGCAACUCCAGAGAACUACGUCCAAGGAUUGCAAGCUGAAUAAUGUUUGA